AUUAAAUACUCUUUUAUUUCAGCUGAAAGGGUGCCCCAUUCAGAGGGCCCAGGCUACUUUGUCAAUAUUUGUGGUAGAUUAAUCAUUGACAGAUAAAUUCCCAUAGCUUUCUUUGUUGUUGAUCUAAACAGCACUUUGUCCUUCCUAAUCAGGUAAUUUAUAUGCCAAAUCCCACUAAAUAGUCUGCCCACUUCAGCUGUAUAAUGGCUAAAGUUUCCUCAGGUGUGGCCUUCCUUUUACUAGCGUACUCCCUCUACAGCAGCCUACCAAGUUCAUUGUCAGUUUUUAUGAGAAAAGAUGAGGCAAGCCAAAUCCUGAGAAUUCAUAAACGUGCCAACCAUUUCUUGGAGGAGGCUCGCCAAGGAAAUAUGGAAAGAGAAUGCAAUGAAGAAAGGUGUUCGUUCGAAGAGGCAAGAGAGAUUUUCAAAUCAGAGGAGAAAACGGUGGAGUUUUGGUUCAUGUACAACAAUUUGGACACUUGUAAAGAGAAUCCCUGUAAGAAUGGUGGCAUUUGCAAGGUUAAGCGCUAUAUAACGGUUUGCACUUGUCCUCCCAGAUUUGGAGGGCGCCAUUGUGAAAUAGAGAAAUCUGAAUGCUGGUACAAGAAUGGUGGCUGCUGGCAAUAUUGCCAAGAUAAUGAACGUUCGCUUCAAGUGACCUGUUCCUGUGCGUUGGGAUAUACGCUGAGUGAAGAUGGGGAGAGGUGCACACCAUCAGAUCGCUUUCCCUGUGGACUGGUUAAAAGAUCAACACGCUCUUACAAGGAAGGAUCAGAUGAGUACAACCAAACUAAUGCUUGGGAUAUGACUGGGACGGAUACAAGAGUUGCUCAGGAGAACGUGGCCCACUGGAAUCAGUCAUUGGCUCACAACUCCUCAACAAGCCUGAAUGACAUGAUGGAGGGAGAGGCUGAGGAAGAAGGCACUGAAGAGAUGAAAGGAAACUUCACAGACUCCUUCAGCUGGCUCAACUUCAAUGACAGUGCUGAAAUGGAUGGUUCCAGGGUAGUUGGAGGCUCGCUGUGCCACCCAGGAGGCUGUCCCUGGCAGGUACUGCUCCAAAAUAAGAGAGGUUACGGUUUUUGUGGUGGCAGCUUAAUCAGCAGUCAGUGGGUGCUCACUGCGGCACACUGCCUGGAUACCGUUAUCCCACAUCAAGUUACUGUAGGAGAUUUUGACAAACAUCAGCGAGAACGGCAUGAACAAAAGGUGGGAGUUCGACAGUACUGGAAACAUCCUCUGUAUGACUCUAUGAACUUCAACAAUGAUAUUGCAUUGAUCCAACUGACCAGCAGUGUGGUUUUCAGCGAGCACGUACUCCCCAUCUGCCUUCCCAACCCUCAGCUAACUACUUUACUGAUUGGAGAGGGGGCAUCAGGAAUGGUUAGUGGAUGGGGUGCUACACAUGCCAAGGGUAAGUCAACUCGCUUCCUGAUGAAAGUCAGCUUGCCUGUCGUGAGCGCAGACACUUGUCGGCCGUCAACCGAGAAGCUCAUCACUGACAACAUGUUUUGUGCAGGCUAUGCUGAAGAAGCUCAAGAUGCUUGUAAAGGAGACAGUGGAGGACCUUUUGCUGUAGCUUAUCGCAGCACUUGGUAUCUCCUGGGGAUUGUCAGUUGGGGGGAAGGCUGUGCCGAAGUGGGAAAAUAUGGGGCUUAUACACGAGUAUCCAACUACAUUUCAUGGAUAAAAGAAACUAUUGAAAGCACAACUGAUUCUGAAGGACUUUCACGUUCCCUGUAACGGAAGCAAUUUUUUUAGUAUACUCUCUGCACAUUUGAUAAUUAUUUGCAAGUACUUGUCUACACAAGUUACCACUGCAGGACUGCUUCCUCAGCUGUUCUUGAAAGUCGCUCCAGUAUCCAGAAAUAUGAGGCAUGGGAGAAUUUACACACACAUCUUCAGCUGGGAAUAACUUUAUUUCACGUUUUUAAAAAUGAAAAUUUUGUAGACAAUUUCCUUUGGGUAACAGUGUGUAGUAAGUUUAGUUCACUGUUCUACACACACACACACACCUCUUGCAGUAGUCUUGGAGCAGUAACCAGGAUGUGAAAGAGGACUCAAGCAAUCAAUGUUACCUAGCCUUGGCAAUUUAUUUCUUACAAUUAUUCCAACUUAAAACAACUUCAUUAAAUAUUUAGUCUGCAGCCCACCACCUUGCCGAGCAUGGUGACUCAAGUAACCCCAAAUACUUAACAGUCAUAUUUGGGACUUUUUUUAACAUAAGAAUUGGAGGCAAUUGCUGUUUUGCAUGGGAAAUGUAUGUACACUUGUGUCGUAUCAGGGAUUCUCCCUGGCACCCAUUCAGAUUAAUGGCAUAAAACACAUCAUUAAAUAAUUUUUCAAGUGUCCAAUAUG
This is a messenger RNA of Lacerta agilis (Sand lizard), 2357 nucleotides long. Its product is annotated as coagulation factor VII-like. Gene Ontology annotation, biological process: proteolysis; blood coagulation. NCBI's taxonomy places the organism in Eukaryota, Metazoa, Chordata, Lepidosauria, Squamata, Lacertidae. The record is from RefSeq and is a predicted model, not a curated record. The transcript has 9 exons. The coding region runs from base 204 to 1742 and encodes 512 amino acids. Gene Ontology annotation, molecular function: calcium ion binding; serine-type endopeptidase activity. Gene Ontology annotation, cellular component: extracellular region.